Apis cerana (Asiatic honeybee) is the source of this 554-nucleotide messenger RNA. Its product is annotated as dynein axonemal light chain 4-like. The record is from RefSeq and is a predicted model, not a curated record. Lineage: Eukaryota; Metazoa; Arthropoda; Insecta; Hymenoptera; Apidae. Gene Ontology annotation, cellular component: dynein complex. Gene Ontology annotation, biological process: microtubule-based process.
AAAUUGAAUUUUACUUUAUUUGUAAUUUUAUUAUAUUCGUUUAUUAUAUUCCUAUUAUAUAAAAUAACAAAUGAAAUACAUUGACUAGAUACAUAUUGUAUUUAAUCUUUUAUUUUGAAUCUUAAAGUUAAUUUUUGAAAUAUAUUAAAUAUUUCAAUACAUUGUUGGAAUUUUUUGUAGUAAUAUUUUCUAAUAAAAAUAAAUUUUUUCAAUAAUUUCAAUAAUCAAAAAUGUCUGCAGGUGAGGUAAAAAAGACAGAAGAACCUUUAAUAUUUCAUACGUAUCCUUUAUGUAAAUAUAGUGAUAUGCGAGAAGAAAUGAAACAAGAAGCAAUAGAAAUAUGUGUUACUGCAACGGAAAAAUAUACUGAUAACCAUGAAUUAGCAGCUCGAAGUAUUAAAGAAAAUUUAGAUAAUAGAUUCGGAGGUCCAUUUCAUGUUGUCAUUGGAGAAUCAUAUGCUUGUGCAGUUACAUAUCAAGCAACAUCAUUAUUAUACAUGUAUAAUGCUGGCAAUAUUGCUAUUCUUGUAUGGAGAACAGUUUCAACUUUUUAA